Molecule: messenger RNA, 1296 nt
Organism: Symbiodinium sp. CCMP2592
Lineage: Eukaryota; Dinophyceae; Suessiales; Symbiodiniaceae
Source: the annotation of a GenBank genome assembly
AUGGGGCUUGUCCUCGCCGCCUCCUGCACAGCAGAGCUUGGAUCCUGCCAAAGGUCAUCAAGCCCAGACCUUUCGACGCUUUCGGCCGAGCAGCUGCAAUUCUGGCUGGGCCUUCCUGGACAGCCGAGUCUCUUCCUGGAGCCUGUGGCAGAGAUCCUAGCGUCAACGGGAGAAGGAGGGAACUAUGGAGACAUCGUGCGAGUGCACAUGGCUCUCGAUCAUGCACCCCUUCCGAGCAUCAUCGCCAAACAGAUCCGGCCCAAAGCUGGCCUUGAGGUUGGAGACAUGCUGACUCUCACCGAGCAUUCUCGCUUCAUGCAGGGCUUCCAUGUCGAGGCCGCUGCAUACAAGAACCUCUCCAAGGAGCUUCUUGCAGCCGACCUUGCUGUUCCCCGUGUUUUGCAUGUCGAGGAGGUUGAGCUGGGCGAACCCUUCGUCAUAUUGCUGGAGGAUCUUUCUUUGCGCUUCCCACGGGGUGCUGGAGCAGCAGUUCGCCACUUCCACGGCGCCGAAACACUGGCAGCCCUGAGGUGGCUUGCAGGCUUCCAUGCACUUUUCUGGGAGAAGCCUUUCGCUGAGCAGCGUGGGCUCUGGCAGCAGGGCAGCUACUGGAUCCUGGACAAGCUUGGGCAGCUUCAACUCGAAGCUCUGCCUGCUGACUUCAGCAACCGCUACCUCACGGCUCAGGAGACACAGAGACUCCGCAGAGCAGCUCUCGCGGUGGAUCAACGUCUGGCCGGCAAAGAUCCAGAACACCCGGGAAAGACGGACUCCCGCUUUCGCACGCUGGUGCAUGGCGAUGCGAAGCCUGAGAACAUGCUUUGCAGCGACGGCCCGGCACCUCGCUGCGCAGCUUUGGACUUCGGCUGGGUCGGGGAAGGUUACGGAGUGCGUGAUGUGGCAUACUUGCUUUGGGACCAAAUAGCGACAAACGUCGUCGAGGACUUGCUGUCCGAGUACCACACCAUGUUAUUGGACCGGCUGCCGCAUCCAGCAAAAUCUGCCUACACACGAACCGUCUUGAAGCAACACUUUGAUCUGGCCGUGCUGGACUUUAUUCGUGUGCACGCGAGCGGGACGGCAACGAGGCUGGGAGCUCGGAUUCAAAGGCGGCACGUACUUCUGGGCGAUGCCCUGGGCCAUCCAGACCCUUCGCACCGUGCUCGACCAACUGGACGGGGGUGUCCUGCGCUCGACAGCGCACUACGCGAAAGCCGUGGCCCGCGCCUUCCCGAUCUGAGACCGCUUCAGAAAGAGUCGCGUUUUUUGCCGCGUUUGGGUCGCUGGAUCUCGUAG